This is a messenger RNA of Echinostoma caproni, 840 nucleotides long. The record is from the annotation of a GenBank genome assembly. Lineage: Eukaryota; Metazoa; Platyhelminthes; Trematoda; Plagiorchiida; Echinostomatidae.
AUGUUUUCACAAUAUCCCGAGGGAAAAGAGAAUAGUGCUAGUGCAGCACCGGAGGAGAUGAGCGUGUCGGGUCUACAAGCGCGUAUACCGGGGUUUAUCCCGGAAGAUCUAGAAUUUUGGCUGGCCCAGGUCGAGGCCCGCUUUAAGCUUGCUAGGGUAACCAAUCAAUUAACCAACUUCACUCAGUUAGUUGGUUACCUUCCUAGGUCUAUGACCCCAGGGCUACGUGACAUUUUCUGUAACCCACCCCCAGACCGACCUUACGACGCCCUUCGCGAUGCGAUUAUGGGCAAAUUCGGUACGCCCGUAGAUUUUCGCCUUGAACAACUUCUAGGUGGCCUGUGUCUUGGAGACAACGGCCUCGAUACUCCAACAAAACUCUUAAGUUACAUGCAGAGCCAGGCCGCAAGCCUGAACGUUGAUAAGAAUAUUCUCCGGUUGUCCUGGUUACAAGCUCUACCAAAGAGCUUGUCGUCGAUCUUGCAGUAUUUCGGACAAUGGUAUACGUUAAUGGAACUCGCCAAAAUGGCUGACAGGGUGUAUGCCGACCAAUUGUCAGUCCAAUCCCUCACCCGACCAGCGCACCCACCACCCUCCUCCGACAACGCCAAACUUGUAGCUUGCGUAAAGGCGUUAGUCGCGCAGGUUCAGGCGUUAACCUUAUUACGCCACCGACCCCGCAAAGGACGUCGCACGCGCUACAACCAUUGGAGCCACCGCCCCCGGCGCCCACGAUCUCGAUCACCGUCGAACGGGAUUUACUGGUAUCACCGUCGAUACGGUGACGCCGCAAAGAGGUGUCUCACACAGUACACUUACACUCCCAUGUCGGGAAACUAG